AUGGCUCCUAGUGCUGCAACAGAAGGGCCAAGUCUCUCCCUGAGAGAGCGGUUCCUCUAUUUUACCCCGAUGAUUGCAUUCAUCACCAUUUACAUGGCUCUGUGUGCCUUCAACUUUGGCUUUGAUGUUGGUAACUUUGCAGGCGUCCAGGCCAUGCAGCCUUUUGCCAAGAGAUUCGGAAAAUACAACGACGACAAAGACCUCUACGCAUUGCCGAGUUAUCUCUCAUCUAUCAUGACGUCGACUCCCUUCUUCGGCAAGCUCGUCGGAGCCAUCACCUGUGGUUCAGUCUCUGAGCGCUGGGGAAGAAAGAUGGCCAUCUUCAUUCUCGCGUGCAUCUCGCUCGUAGGCGUUACUCUACAAACAGCAGCUUUUUCAGCGGCUCAGUUCACGGUUGGGAGGGUCGUCAACUUUGCUAUGACGGGAUUCUGCAUCGUUGUUGUCCCUAUUUACCAGGCAGAGUGCUCCCCGAAAGAGCUUCGCGGAUUGAUGAACUCGACUAUCCAGAUGGUCAUCAUCUUUGGGCAGACGGUUGCUUCGCUCGUCAAUUUGGGGACCAAGGGCAUUCCAGGCGAUGCAUCUUGGCGCAUCCCUGUCGGUCUUCAGUUUGUCGUGCCGGUUAUCCUGCUCGCUCUCUUGCCAUUCAUCCCCGAAUCACCUCGCUGGCUUCUAUCAAAAGACCGUCCCGACGAGGCAUUCGAGUCCCUCCAACGUUUGCGAGGCAAAUUGACAGAGAACGACAUCAGGGUUGAGAUGGCCGAGAUCCAAGCAGACCAGGCCAAUGCUAGCAAGGGUAGUUGGAGCGAAGUGUUUGACAGCCACAACAGGCUCCGAACAAUUAUUGCCAUCAUCGCCAUGUUUGGACAGCAGAUUACUGGCCAGGCAUUCGUCAAUCAGUACUCUGCCAUUUUCUACCAGCAAAACGGAUUUGUUAAACAGGCCUUCCUGUUUACUGUCUUGGCUAAUGUGGCCGGUGUCAUUGGCACUGCUGGCACCUGGUUUGUUGUUGACAGCUUUGGACGACGGCCUAUUCUGUUGACGGGAGGCUUCUUGAUGGGCGCAUUCCUAUACAUCGUCGCCAUUGUAUCCACAGUUCCUGAUCCCACGUAUGCUGCCAGACAGAUGAUGGUGGCGUCUAUGUGUCUGUUCAGUGCCAUGUACUGCGUUUCAUGGGGUCCUCUGUCCUACGUUGUCUUGGGCGAAGUCACCUCAGCUCGCGUCAAAGAAAAGACCAGCCUGAUCGCCUGUAGCAUCUCCAUCCUCACUACUUUUGUCACAUCUUUCACUCUACCCUACCUGCUUAACAGCGACUAUGCAGGUCUAGGCGGCAAGGUUGGAUUCAUUUACGGCUCGAUCUGCUUCGUCAUGACGGUUGUUGCUUUCUUGUUUGUCCCCGAGAUGAAGGAUCGCACUCUGGAGGAGGUGGACAAGCUCUUUGAGAUGAAGGUGCCGCUUAGGAAGUUUAAGCAGACUCGAAUUGAGGUGCUUGACCCGGAUGUCAAGGAUGCAGUGCUGCAUGGAGGGGAUGCUAAGGGUGCUAGUGUGCACCACAGUGAGGCCUAA
Fusarium keratoplasticum is the source of this 1563-nucleotide messenger RNA. Its product is annotated as MFS domain-containing protein. Gene Ontology annotation, molecular function: carbohydrate:proton symporter activity. Bases 1 to 1563 code for a protein of 520 amino acids. The transcript is spliced from 5 exons. The record is from RefSeq and is a predicted model, not a curated record. Gene Ontology annotation, biological process: transmembrane transport; carbohydrate transport. Gene Ontology annotation, cellular component: membrane. Lineage: Eukaryota; Fungi; Ascomycota; Sordariomycetes; Hypocreales; Nectriaceae.